AUGAAACGUCUGUCCCGUGUCUUCAGCGGCAGCCCCAGGCCUAUGCCGCUGGCAGAGCCCAAGGAGAAAGUGCAGGCACCCACCGCAAAAAAAGCCAUCUUACCAGAGCUUAAGUUUGCCAUUGAAGAGCGAUCUAUCGAUGAAGCGCGGCCGUUGAGAGUCGUUAUCAUCGGUGCCGGAAUUUCCGGUAUCAUCGCUUGUAUUCGAUUUGUCCAGAGGAUUCCCAACCUCGACCUGUGCAUAUACGACAAGAACGCAGAUAUUGGAGGGACCUGGUUUGAGAACAGAUACCCAGGAUGCGCGUGUGAUAUUCCCGCGCAUACAUACCAAGCUACUUUCGAGCCGAACAAAGACUGGUCUCAAUUCUACGCGGGUGCACCCGAGAUUCACCGGUAUUGGAAGCGUGUUGCCGACAAAUACGGUUGUAUGAAGUACAUAAAGUUGAAGCAGCAAGUCUCAGAAGCAGCGUGGAACGAAAACAGUUCCAAAUGGGAAAUACAGGUGCGAGAUGUGGAUACUGGUUCUGUUCAAAGUGACCAGUGUGACAUCCUUAUCCAGGGUACCGGCGCGUUGAAUAAUUGGAAGUGGCCGAGCAUCCCAGGUCUGCACGACUUCAAGGGCAAGCGUUUGCACAGUGCCGUUUGGGAUGAGGAGUAUGAUUACGCAAACAAAAACGUCGCAGUCAUCGGCAAUGGAUCAAGCGGUAUUCAGAUUGUACCUGGUAUAUUGCCCAAGGUCACACACAUUGAUCACUAUGUUCGUAGCCGGACUUGGAUCUCUCCCACUUUUGCGAGAGAGCAAGUCGACAAGCGUGGGCAGGGGUUAGAAAACUUUCAGUUCACCCCGGAGGAAAUCGAGGAAUUCAAGAAGGAUCAUUCCAAAUAUCAGGCAUUCCGCAAAGAGGUGGAGCUAGCAUUGCAAUCAAUCCAUGGCAGCACGCUGAUGGGAGACCCCAUGCAAAUUGAUGCUCAUGGUAUCUUUGUUGAGAACAUGAGGCGCCGACUGGUGAACAAGCCGGAGCUCCUCGACGGGCUUGUUCCAUCUUUCCCACCUGCAUGCCGGCGUUUGACGCCGGGCCCCGGCUAUCUCGAGGCUUUGACGGAUGAAAAGGUGGACGUCAUCAGGUCCGAUAUCGUCAAGGUCGACGAGACUGGAAUCGUGACCGCGGAUGGACAACACAGGGAAGUCGAUGCAAUUGUUUGCGCCACCGGAUUUGAUACGACGUGCACUCCACGAUUCCCCAUCAAAGGGCGGAAUGGACUCACUCUGGAAAAGCACUGGGAAAAGACCCCUGAGACGUACAUCUCAAUUGCCACCAACGAGUUCCCCAACUAUUUCAUUUCUCUCGGACCCAAUGCCGGUCUCGGCGAGGGAAAUCUGUUGUUGCUGAUCGAGAAAGGGGUUGAUUAUAUGACGGAGUGCGUACGCAAGAUCCAGCGCGAUAAUAUUCGCACCAUGGCUGUAAAGGAGGAUGCUGUCAAACGAUUUACCCAAUAUUGCGAUCAGUAUUUCGCAAAGACCGUGUUCGGUGCCAAGUGUCGCAGCUGGUACAAGGGCGGCACGGAAGAUGGUCGCAUUGUUGCCCUUUGGCCUGGAUCCUCCCUGCAUGCCAUGAAGGUGUUUGCGAAUCCACGUUGGGAAGAUUUUGACUAUGAAUAUGUCAACGAUAAUCCAACGGGCUGGUUUGGCGAUGGAUGGACGGAGAAGGAGAAGAACAAAAUGAUCGACGUGGACUACUUAGAUGACGAUCAGAUUGAUUUCCCUCCUCCUGUGAAGGUAUGA
Messenger RNA from Penicillium cinerascens, 1782 nucleotides. Its product is annotated as flavin-containing monooxygenase. Bases 1 to 1782 code for a protein of 593 amino acids. The record is from RefSeq and is a predicted model, not a curated record. Gene Ontology annotation, molecular function: flavin adenine dinucleotide binding; NADP binding; N,N-dimethylaniline monooxygenase activity. Lineage: Eukaryota; Fungi; Ascomycota; Eurotiomycetes; Eurotiales; Aspergillaceae. The transcript is spliced from 7 exons.